Molecule: messenger RNA, 7650 nt
Organism: Trichoderma breve
Lineage: Eukaryota; Fungi; Ascomycota; Sordariomycetes; Hypocreales; Hypocreaceae
Product: KR domain-containing protein
Exons: 13
Coding region: 1-7650 (2549 amino acids)
Biological process (GO): secondary metabolite biosynthetic process; fatty acid biosynthetic process
Molecular function (GO): fatty acid synthase activity; 3-oxoacyl-[acyl-carrier-protein] synthase activity; phosphopantetheine binding
Source: RefSeq, a predicted model, not a curated record
AUGUCUCAAGACUCAGCCGUAGUUGGGAUGUCCACCCACGCAAACGACGACAUUGCUGUUGUCGGAUUCUCCUUCCGACUCCCUCAAGAUGUGAAUGACGAUAUGAGCUUCUGGGAAGUUCUGGAUAACCGUCGAAACUUAAUGACCAGCUGUCCUGAGUCCCGCAUGGAUGCUAAGUCAUUCUUGGACACCAAUGCCAACAAGCCAUAUCCUCGUGGGGCUCAUUUCAUCACAGAUGAUGUUACCUGCUUCGACGCUCCUUUCUUCUCGGUAACAGCGAAGGAAGCUGCCUCAAUGGAUCCAAUGCAAAGAAUGACUCUUGAGACUUCAUAUCGUGCCUUUGAAAAAGCUGGCUUCACAACAGAUGCCCUGAGAGGUUCACAGACAGCUGUGUUCCAUGCGUCCAUGUUGGAGGAUUACACACGACUGAUGGCAAUGGACCCCGAUAACGUAGAACGCACCACGAUUACUGGUGGCACGGUGCCGUGCAUGGUGCCAAACCGUAUCAGUUGGUACUUUGAUCUUCGGGGACCAAGCAUCCAUGUUAAUACGGCUUGCUCCAGUGGACUGGUCGCCGUUGACAUGGCAUGUAAGACAUUGCGCAGUGGCGAUGCAUCAUGUGCUCUCGUCACUGGAGCCAACCUGCUCCUUGACCCUACCCUGUUCCAUCUGCUGUCAAACCAAAACUUCCUGUCGCCGGAUAGCCGGUCCUACAGCUUUGACCAGCGAGCCAACGGCUACGCCAGAGGUGAAGGUAUUAUUGCUGUGGUGCUUAAGCCUGUUUCUGCAGCUGUGCGAGAUGGUGAUAUGAUUCGUGCUGUCAUUCGUGCUUCGGGCUCAAACCAGGAUGGUCAUACUCCGAUUAUAACACAGCCCAGCCAGGAAGCGCAACAAGACCUUAUUCAGCACGUCUAUAAACAGGCGAAUGUUUCACUGGCAGAAACACGAUAUGUCGAGGCACAUGGAACGGGAACGCCGGUGGGAGAUCCGAUUGAAGCACGAGCAAUAGGGAGAGUGUUCCGAAAAUACCGAUCCCAGAAAGAUCCACUUUACAUUGGCUCCGUCAAAUCCAACAUUGGCCAUCUUGAAGGUGCAAGUGGCCUAGCUGGCUUACUGAAAGUCAUCUUGAGUUUGGAAAAGGGUAUUAUUCCACCCAAUGCGCUCUUCGACAAGAUCAAUCCUGCUAUAGACGCAGACUUCUGGAACAUCUCGAUCCCUGCUGCAAGUGUGUUCUGGCCCGGCCAAGGCGUGCGCAGAGCCUCAGUCAACUCCUUCGGCUUUGGCGGCUCCAACACACACGUUGUAAUCGACGAUGCGCUGCAUUACUUACAAGAGAGGAACUUGGCUGGCAAUCACUGUACCGCUACAGUUCCUGACAACGUGGCCGAUGAGGAAUGUUCUAACUCGGAUGUUUCCACUGUUGGUUCUGAGGAAACUGAGUCUACUAAAGCGGCUUCAGAGACUUCAGCCGCAGAAACUCUUCCUAAGUUGCUUGUGUGGACCGCCGCCGACGAGCAGGCAGCCAAACGCUCCCUACGCGAUUACGAACUCUAUUACAAUGAGAAGAUCGCAGGGAGCCGCACCAAGCUCGAUCGUUUGGCUUACACAUUGGGUGCCCGCAGGACGCACAUGCUUUGGAGGAGCUUCGCCAUUGUUACAGAUAGCCAAGAUGGUGCAACGGACCUUGACCCAGCGAAGCCCGUGAGGAGUUCUACAGAUGACGCUACACUGGCCUUUGUCUUUACAGGACAGGGAGCCCAGUACGUGGGCAUGGGAUGGGACUUGGUCAAACAUCCCGUUUUCGCAGACACCCUCCAGAAGAUUGAUAAGAUAUACGAGAGCCUUGGGUGUACAUGGUCUAUCUUCGAUGAGUUACGCUCUAGUAAGAAUAUCGACCUGCCGCAGUACAGCCAGCCCUUGUCCACAGCGGUUCAACUUGCCCUGCUGGAACUGCUGGCUAGUUUCGGUAUUGCUCCUAAAGCCGUCAUUGGACACUCUUCAGGAGAGAUUGCCGCUGCGUACGCCAUUGGUGCGUUGUCAUUGGAAUCUGCCUGCAAAGUCUCCUAUUUCAGGGGCCAGCUUGCAGGAAAGCUGAGGACUGCCAAUGCCGCCACCCCAGGGGCAAUGAUGUCCAUCAACUUGACAGAAGCAAAUGUCUCUGGAUACCUUUCUGCAAUUGGUGAUGAAGUUAGCUCUGUUUGUGUGGCUUGCAUCAACAGCCCCCUCAACUGCACACUGUCAGGUCCCGAAACGGCCAUUGACGCCAUCAAGGCACAGGCUGACAAGGAUGGCAUCUUUGCUCAAAAGCUUAAGACUGGAGUUGCAUACCACUCAAAGGCAAUGGAAGCUAUUGCUGACGAGUAUGUAACGCUGAUGGGGUCGCUUGAGGGUGCCUCGCGCCAGGAUCUCAAGGUCGCGAGCGGUAUUCCCAUGGUCUCAUCCGUGUCAGGCAAGAUCGUACGUCCGGCUGCUCUGAAGACGGGCCAGUAUUGGGUCAACAACAUGGUCUCCCCAGUUCGUUUCGCCGAUGCCAUGCAGCUGCUCACCCAAGAGCCAUCCAAGGUCAAAAUGGGGCUGAACAGUAUUACCGACCUUGUCGAGAUUGGGUCUCAUCCUGCUUUGCGAAGAGUGGCUCAGGAUACUAUCCGCCAAAAUGGAAACAAAAAGCAGCAGAUCCGGUAUAGUGCUGCUUUGCAAAGAUCCCACCCUCCUAUUAAGACAACGCUGGAACUUGUGGGACAGUUGUUUUGCUGGGGACACAACGUAUCCAUCAAUGCUGUCAACCAAAGCAUGAAGCCGGCCACCAAGUUGGACACAUCCACAGGGAAUCCCAGUUUCCUCAUCGAUACCCCAGAGUAUCCAUUUGACCGAUCCCACAAGUACUGGGCAGAAUCUCGCAUUAGCCGAGACUACCGACUUCGUGGCAGCGUCAAGGGUGACAUGCUCGGAGCUCGAGUGGCUGAUUGGAAUCCCCUUGCCCCUCGCUGGAGAAAUUUCCUAACAGUUGAGUCUAUUCCAUGGACCGGGCACCACAGGGUUACCGACGCCAUAUUGUAUCCUGCUGCCGGCAUGCUAGUCAUGGCUAUUGAGGCUGCCCAGCAAAUGGUUCCAGAAGAUAAGGAGGUUUCCGGCUUCCUCUUCAAAGAGGCUGAUUUCUUCAAUCCCAUCAUGGUUUACGAUAGAUGGGAAGACAGAACUGAGACCCAGGUUCAACUUCGACCUCUUAAUACGACACAAGAUGCCGAAAAGUGUGGCCAUCUGCUCAUGCAAGUUGAUUACGAGAAGUCGACAAGCACCUACGGCAGCGAGCGUAGGCAGCUUACCCACGAGAAAGUUCGUAAUCAAUACAGCCAGGCUUCUGAAACAUGUGUCUGGCCUAUUGACGCUGCCUCCAUCUAUCGCAACGCUACCGAAGUUGGCUUGCAAUAUGGAGAAUGGUUUCAGCUUCUGCAGGAUGUGUGCUGGGACUCCAAUGCUACCGCCGUGGCCCGUGUUGAUGUGUCCAAAGACAAGUACAAGACUGCCAGCCUGGUACAUCCCUGCGUACUUGAUCAAGCCUUCCAAGUAUUGCGUGUCGGUGCUGGCCAGCAUCCCCACGCCAAUGUUCCCGCUCGUUUGGUAGGCGCAUGGUUUGCCUCUACCUCAAAGUGGCAAGGUCCUGGAUCUGACCAUAUUCGGUGGAUUGCGACAUCUACUUCAGCCGCUCCUGUUGGAGGUGCCCAGGGCAAGGGCGAGCAGGGUACCAUUGCUGCCCUGGCUGAUGAUGACACUGUUCUGUGCACGAUAGAGCAGGCCACCACGGUGUCCAUCACCAGCGACGUCAAGACAACGGACAAAAAGCUACUCUACAGUACCGAGUGGAAGCCCCAGUUGAGCUUGCUGGAACCUGAGCAGCUAGCCAGCGUCUGUAAAGCAGAUUCAUUUGAGAAAGAUGAAUCUUCAAUUGUGGAAAAUCAUUUGAAGAUGUGCUUAGCUCUGGAGCUUACUGCUAUCCGAGUGCUUCAGAGACUAGAUCGAACCAAGAUUCCCAAGGCUUUGACUCGCCACGUCGAAUGGAUGGAGUGGCAUAUUGCUAGCAAUAUGACCCCUGAAAACAGACAGCUUGGAGAUACCAUAAGCGAUGAGGAGUUGGAAUCUCGCCUAGUUGAAGCUGAAGAGCUUCUACCGGCUUGGAAGCUGUUAACCACCUGCGCGCGAAGACUGCCCGAGGUGCUCUCGGGUGAGGUCGAUCCUCUCCAAGUGGUGUACGGAAAAGACGAAGCAGACGUCUUUUAUGCCGACCUCUGCUAUAAGCUUUGCCAGGAUGGUCGACUCAGUGCAGUCUUGGACCUGGCCGCACACGAGCGCCCAGCUCAGCGAAUUUUGGAAGUUGGUGCCGGAACUGGUGGCAUGACUGGACAUGUUCUAUCCCUCCUGCAACAGCGCGAAGAAAGAAUUGGGGGCUCUUGCUUCUCCCAAUACACGUAUACAGACAUUUCGCCAAUGUUUUUUGAGAAAGCUCGUGAGCGAUGGUCUCAUCUCGCUUCUCAGGGCCGCAUGAACUUUAAGACCUUCAACAUGGACAAUCCUAUCGAAGAUCAGGGAUUCGAGCCCGGCUCUUAUGACCUUGUCGUUGCUGCCAGUGUGCUCCAUGCUACCCCUUACAUGGAGACUAGUCUUCGACACGUCCGUAGAGCAUUGAAGCCUGGCGGCCGACUCAUUUUGCUUGAGGUCAUUAACCCGGAAAAUAUCGUCACGAGCUUCAUGUCGGGAUUGGUGCCUGGAUGGUGGGUUGCCAAGGAGGAAUGGAGACCAUACUCUGCGGCUGUGGAUGAGCCGCGAUGGGAUAAAUGCCUGAAGGACAAUGGAUUCUCAGGCAACGACGUGAUUAUGCGCGAUUACAAGAGUGAUGAAUGCCAUGUUGUGAGCAUCAUCCUCACGACGGCUGUCGAGGAACCCAAGCAGGCUCCUGAGACUCGGCAGAGAAAGCUUGUCAUUGUUGUUGAUGAGCAAAAGUCAUACCGACAGACACGGUUGGCAGAAUUGGUGCAGCAGCAACUGGAUCCUCAAGGCAGCAUGACUUCAAGCAUCUGUUCCUUCACCUUGGACGACCUAUCGCAGUCUCUCGACAGCCUAACCAAAGAUGACACUGUAGUGUGCAUUGCUGAGGUCAACAACCAGGCCCUUCUCUCCAAUCUUUCAGAAAAGAGCUUCAAGUGCCUCCAGUACCUAGUAGGAAACGCACCCAAGCUUCUCUGGGCCACUGCUAGCAGUAUAGAGAACGAAGAGCACGCCAACUACGGCGUCAUGCAGGGAUUCUUCCGUUCGAUUCGAGUAGAGCAUCCUGAUAACCAGAUUGUUUCGCUUGCCAUGGAAGGUAAAUUGGAAUCUCUCAAGUCUGCUCAAUUUAUUGCAAAGGUCUUUAAUGCCAGUUUCGGAUCCUCGGCUUCUAAAGAGGUUGAGUAUCUCGUCAAAGAUGGUCUUCUGAUGACUGGAAGAGCAGUCGAGGAUGUAUCCGGCAAUGAAGCUAUCACUUCUCUCGUGUCCUGCCAAUUCCAGGAGAAGGCUUGGUAUGAUGGACCGGCUCUGCAGCUCUCUGUUGACACUAAAGAAGCUGUAGCCACCCUGCAGUUUGUCCGAGAUGUCAAGUAUGAGAUCGAUUUGGAUCCCAGUGAGGUGGAAAUUGAUGCCAAAGCUUGGGGUGUUAGCCACAAGGAUGCGCAGACAGCCAUGGGCCGCCGGCAAGAUUUCCAUGAUGGCCUCCAGCUCGGAUAUGAUUGCGCUGGUAUUGUCACUCGGGUUGGACGAGACUGCGCUUCCUUCAAGCCUGGAGACCGAGUCUGCAUGGUGGCUCCAGGUUGUAUGCGACAGUAUCCUCGCGGAAAUGCAAAAGCCGUUUGCAAAAUUCCAGAGUCAAUGUCUUAUGAGGUUGCUACAUCUGUCCUGAUCCCCUCUAUGACUGCUUAUCACGCCAUGGUCGAUAUUGCUCGCCUUGAUAAAGGAGAAAGGGUUCUCAUUCACGCAGCUGCCAGUGCCGUAGGCCAAGUCGCUGUCCGUGUUGCCCAGAUGCAGGGUGCUGAGAUCUUCGCCACAUACUCGGGAUCCCAGGAGCGAGACACGCUGAAGACCAUGGAUUUGCCUGAGGAGCGCAUCUUCGACAAUAGCAGUAUCGCUUUUACGCAAGGUGUGAUGAAGCUGACUGGCGGAGACGGAGUAGAUGUGAUUUUCAAUCUGCUGGCUGGAGAAGAAGCCAUGCGAGCCUCUUGUGAAUGUCUGGCUUCUGGCGGGCGCUUCCUCGAAAUGAAUCGCUCCAACGUCGGUUCCAAUGCCACUCUUCCCAUCGGUAUCUUGGACAGAAACGCCAGUUUCUCCAUCAUUGACGUUGUCGGCCUGAAUCUGAAGACAACUAGCAGACUUCUGCAGAAGACAAUGGAGCUGAUGGAACAGGAGCACAUUGCGCAUCCCAAACCAUUGCACUGCUUCAACGCAUCAGAAGUGGAAAUGGCCUUCCAAGAGUUACAGGCUGGCAAUAAACUGGGUCGUGUCAUCAUCAAGCCUCAAGCUGAAGAUGUAGUAACGAAAUUCAUCCAGGAGCAGCGUCCUUGGAAGUUUAAUGCAGAUGCAUCGUAUUUGAUUGCAGGAGGAUCCGGUGGUCUUGGUCGGGCCAUUGCUAAAUGGAUGGCUGACCGCGGAGCCAAAAACCUGAUUCUUCCAUCUCGAUCCGGAGCUGCUUCAAAAGCUGCCAAGGAAUUGAUUGAAGAAUUAACAGCUCGUGGCAUCAACAUUGUGGCGCCCAAAUGCGACGUGGCAUCAGAAACAGAGCUCGCAGAUGUCCUAGAUAACUGCGCUCGCACUAUGCCUCCUAUUAAAGGCUGUAUCAACGCAGCAAUGGUCCUGCAGGGUGCCGUGUUCCAGAACAGCAUGACCUUUGCCCAGUGGGAUCUCACGAUGCGCUCUAAGAGGCAGACAUCGUGGAACCUGCACCAGUUCCUGCCCAAGGAUCUCGACUUCUUCAUCAUGCUCUCAUCUCUUGCUGGCGUCGUUGGUCAAAUCGCCAGCGCAAACUACUCGGCAGGCUGCUCAUUCCAGGACGCUCUUGCACGACAGCGUCUUGCUCAGGGUCAGGCAGGUCUUUCCAUCGACCUUGGCUGGAUGCGAAACAUUGGAAUUGUCGCCGAGACUGGCGCGUACCAAAAGCAGCGCGAGUCCUUUGACGACAUGAAGCAGAUUGACGAUGCCGAGCUCUUCGCUACCCUUUCCACUCCGAUUGAUAGCCUAGCCCAAGGCCGCAACCUACCACAGCUGAUGGACAGGCCCUUCUUCGCCCCUUUCUCCUUUACCACCGACUCAGCCGUCGCAACAAGCACAAGCGCCAACCAAGAAGCCGCAGUGGGCGCUCGUUUCCGACAAGCUUCGAACCCAGGAGAUCGCGCUGAGGUCGUGCUGGGCGCCUUGACUGCCAGGCUGGCGCGUGCCAUGGCCAUCCCGUCUGACGAUGUGGAACAGAACAAGUCACUGUCACACUAUGGCGUUGACUCUCUGAUGUCUGUUGACUUGCGAAACUGGAUUGGACGAGAGUUUGGUUCCAUGCUUACAGCAUUCGAUAUCAUGGGUGGUGCCUCCAUUGCAAAGAUUGUGGAUAUGAUUGUUGAGAGGAGCACGAUUGGGUAA